CCUCGCCCAAGAUUUUCACGGUACGAACGCACGAUGGCCGUCGUCGGUCACUUUCCUUUCGUCACGAUGGCCCGCGAAGAGUACAUUCCGCUGACCAAGCCUGAGAACGCCGGCCUCCGCCGCGCCGAGGCCAAGUGGUACAACCGUGUCAACAAGGUCGCGGUCGCGGCGGUCGCGGCCUCGGCGCUCCUCCUCACGGCUGGCUUCUCGGGCUCCGUGACGUCGUCGACGACGGCGAUGACGCCGCUCGACGGUGCGUCGUUCUGCGACGUUACCGGCCAGGCGUCCGGCUACAUCAACCUCCCGCACAAGAAGGACGGCAACUACUUCUACUGGUUCUUCGAGUCGCGCGCAGACCCGGCGAACGACCCGCUCGUGCUCUGGCUCACUGGCGGCCCCGGCGGCUCGAGCAUGAUGGCGCUCCUCACUGAGAACGGCCCGUGCUCCGUCUCGGCCGACGGCACGCACACGGUGCAUAACCCGCACUCGUGGACCAACAACGCCAACGUCAUCUGGGUCGACCAGCCGAUCGGGACAGGCUUCUCGUACGGCGCCAAGGGCGACUACGACCACAACGAGUUUGACGUGGCGCAAAACAUGCACGCGUUCCUCAACGGCUGGCGCGAUGCCCACCCCAAGUUUGCCAACCACAAGCUCUUCAUCGCUGGCGAGUCGUAUGCGGGGCACUACAUCCCCGCGAUCGCCGCGCACAUCCUCGACACGGCCAACGACGACGACGGCUACAAGCCCAUCGAGCUCUCGGGUGUCGCGAUCGGCAACGGCCUCACCAACCCGACGGUCCAGCUCGCGCACCACGCCGACAUGCUCCAGGACAACGCGUACGGCAAGAAGCUCAUGAACGACCACGACUUUGCCGCGUACAAGCUCGCGGUCAAGAAGGUCACCGACCUGGCGCACAAGUGCAAUGCGGAGAACGACAACCUCGCGUGCACGGAAGCCACUGCGCGCUGGAUGACGGACGUCUCGCACCCGAUCAUGUCGGUCGCCAACGUCGACCCGUACGAUCUCCGCAAGGAAAACAUCGCCGUCCUUAAGAAGGAGGUCGAUGGCACGCACGCGCCGCUCUCGCCCGACAUGGUCGCCAACUUUGGCUCGCCGGCCGUCCACGCCUUCCUCAACAACAAGCUCGUCCAGGAGAAGCUCAACGUGCACACGGACCGCGUCCACGGCUGGAAUGAAAUCGCGCAGCAUGUCUUCCGCAACUUUAUGGGCGACUUCUCCAAGACCUUUGACGGCAUGGUGGCCAACAUCCUCGACGCCAACGUCCCGGUCCUCAUCUACGCCGGCGACGCCGACUUGGUCUGCAACUGGAAGGGCAACUACGCCUGGACGACCGGUCUCGAGUGGAGCGGUCAGAAGGCGUUCAACGCUGCCAAGACCACCGACCUUGUCGUCGACGGCGUCGCCGCCGGCACGGUGCAGUCGGCCGACAAGCUCACGUUUGCCCGCAUCUACAACGCCGGCCACAUGGUCCCGGCCGACCAGCCCAAGGUCGCUCUUGAGAUGAUCAACCGCUUCCUUGCCGGCAAGCCGUUGGCGUAAGCUUAUGUGUGUUGACUCUUUCCUAAUCGAAUGCCGGUCCUCGGUCUUCUCGUCCGUUGAUCGAUGUUUAUAUACGGUGUGUGUUUCUCAAA
Saprolegnia parasitica CBS 223.65 is the source of this 1655-nucleotide messenger RNA. RefSeq lists its product as hypothetical. Lineage: Eukaryota; Oomycota; Saprolegniomycetes; Saprolegniales; Saprolegniaceae. Gene Ontology annotation, molecular function: serine-type carboxypeptidase activity. The record is from RefSeq and is a predicted model, not a curated record. The transcript has a single exon. Gene Ontology annotation, biological process: proteolysis. The coding region runs from base 34 to 1563 and encodes 509 amino acids.